Molecule: messenger RNA, 3272 nt
Organism: Carassius gibelio (silver crucian carp)
Lineage: Eukaryota; Metazoa; Chordata; Actinopteri; Cypriniformes; Cyprinidae
Product: hepatocyte cell adhesion molecule
Exons: 4
Coding region: 91-939 (282 amino acids)
Source: RefSeq, a predicted model, not a curated record
CAGCUUUCAGGAACUUAACAGAACAUUUCUCCUGUGUUUUGUUUUAAAUGUCAACUUUUCUGAAUUCAGGUCUCUUGUUAUUUGAAGAAAAUGUUUAAGAAUUUAAUUUUUAUCUGUUUGUGCUCAUGGAGUCUGGCUGGUGUGUUUGGUGUUGAUGAAUUGAAAUCCGUGUCAGUGAUGGAGGGAGAUUCUGUCAUUCUCCACACACAUGAUACUGAUAUACAGAAAGAUGAUCUGAUAAUGUGGAAAUUUGGACAAAACGACUUUCUCAUCGCUCAAAUCAACAGAAAAAACAAUAAGAGCAGUGUUUAUGAUGAUAUUGCUGGUGAGAGAUUCAAAGACAGACUGGAGCUGGAUCAGACUGGAUCUCUGACCAUCACAAACACCAGAAUCACAGACUCUGGACUUUAUAAAGUCACCAGCAGCAGAUCAGAGACACUGUUCAACAUCUUCAAUCUUACUGUGUAUGGUCAUCUGCCCAUUCCUGUCAUCACCAUUUACUCUAAAAAAAAACCUUCAUCUUCGUCAUCAUCAUUAUCAUCAUCAGGAUCAUCGGCGUCCAAAUGUGCAUUUCUGUGUUCAGUGGUGAAUGUGAGUGCUGUGUCUCUCUCCUGGUACAAAGGAAACAGUUUAUUGUCCAGCAUCAGUGUGUCUGAUCUCAGCAGAAGUCUUUCUUUACAUCUGGAGUGUCUGGAUGAUUUCUACAGCUGUGUGGUGAACAAUCCCAUCAGAAACCAGACCACACAUCUCAACCCUGAACUCUGUCAGACAUGUUCAGAAGUCUGUAUCCUCUGUUGCGGUUCUACUGAAGCUGUGAUCCGAUUGGCUCUUUCUGCUCUGGUGGGCGUGGCUACUGUUGCUAUAUUGGUUUAUGACAUCAGAUCCAGAAGUCUUCAACAGAAGAAGAAACAGCAGACAUCAGCAUCACACACUGACUAAUCAGAUCUUCAGAAGAGUGGAUAUGUUCUGGAACAAGUGGUGACAUUUGACUUAAUUAAGUAACUACUUUUUUUUCACUUCAAUUGUAUUUGUCGCACUUUUCAUAAUGCAGAUCUUUCUAAAGCAGCCUUACAAAGAGUAGUGCCUUACAAAUGCACUAAAAUUAAUCAGACAGUCAAUAAAUAUAUGUGACCCUGGAGCACAAAACCAGUCUUAAGCCACUGCUGUAUAUUUGUAGCAAUAGCCAAAAUGCAUCGUGUGGAACAAAAUGAUUUUUAUUUUAUGCCAAAAACCAUUAGGACAUUAAGUAAAAAUUAUUUUCCAUUAAGAUAUUUUGUAAAUUUCCUCCCAUAAAUAUGUAAAAAACUAUUUUUGAUUAGUAAAAUGCAUUGCUAAGAACUUCAUUGGGCAACUUUAAAUGUGAUUUUCUCAAUAUUUAGAUUUUUUUUUUUUGCACCCUCAGGUUCUAGAUUUUCAAAAAGUUGUAUCUCUAGCAAAUAUUGUCCGAUCCUAACAAACCUACAUCAAUGAGAAAAAUAUUGAUUCAGCUUUUUAAUGGUGUAUAAAUCUCAAUUUUGAAAAUGUCUGGUUUUGUGGUCCAGGGUGACAUAUUUGUAUGAUUGUAUUUAUUAUUAUUAUUAUUUUGUAUUCUGUUGUAUUUUUGCACAAGUUACAAGAUCAAAGACUCCCGCUCAAUGAGAAAGUGAUCUUUACACCUGUAGUUAUCUGAAUAAAAACUUUAUUGCAUCUGACAGAUAAGGUCAUGUAGUAAAAUAAGACACAGCUGCCAAUGCUUGACCUGUUUUGUGACUUAUUAGUUUAUUUUAAUGUUCUAGUGAUACUGAUCUCCACAUUUUAUCAUACAGAAUAAUGUGAUGCUAUUAUUAAACGUGUUGUAUGCCUUGGUUAAAAUUCAGUUCACUUCAAAUUAUUAGUGUGCUUAUAUUUGUUAGAAUAUUUAGUUGUAAGUUAGUGGACAUUUCUUAUGCUGUAUGGCACUUUCACUUCAUUUCUUAUUGCUUUUUUGAGUCAAAUGAAAUAAAUUAUGAAAUAGAAAAUAAAUCUUAUUAAAGGGAUAGUUAACAAAAAAAAAAAAAAAAAUUCUGUCAUUACUUACCCUCAUGUCUCUCCAAACCUGUAAAACCUUUGGUCAUCUUAGGACACAAAUAAAUAUAGUUUUUGAUGAAAUCAGAGAGCUUUCUGAUCUUCCAUAGACAUCAAGUGUCUCAUAACGUUUGAGGCACAGAAAGUUACCAAGAACAUUGACAUAAUAGUCCAUGUGACAUCAGUGGUUCAACCAUAAUUUUAUGAAGCUAUGAUAAUACUUUUUGUGUGCAAAUGCCAAAUUCAAUAAUAACUCAAAUAAUUACUUUAUACAACAAUUAUUCUGGUCAAUGCUUCACCCUAGCACCAUUUUGGAGAGUACUAAAAAGCAUGUGCUUGCUUUCCUCUGAAUGUAAAAUAAGGAGCAGUGCAUGCAUUUUCUGGAUCAGCACCACACACACACACACACACACACACCUUUGGGUACAUCCCUUUAUGAAUGGUCUAGAGACAAAAGAAAGAUAUAACUCCACUACAGAUGAAGCCUCCAGUACAAAUAUAACUUUUCAAAUAUCACUUAUUUUCAAUUAAAACCCUCUUUACAGACCUGACAUUUUGCCUACACUUAGGGGACAGUAUUUUAUGUCCAAUUUGAGGACAAACACAAACUCUGAUAAAGUGAAACUUUGAGGACUAUGGUGGUACACUGGCGGUAUCUCUGGUAGUGAAAUACGUUUAGGCUUUUUAGAAGAUACAUACAGUGGGGCUCAAAAGUUUGGACACCCCUUUCAGAACCUGUGAAAAUGUGAGUAAUUUUCAAAAAAUAAGACAGAUUUUAAUUUAUUUUGGAUUGUAUGACACAGAAGACUAGAGUAAUGGCUGCUGAAAAUUAAACCUCAUAGUAAAACAGUAUUUCUUUUUUUUUUUUUUUACGGUUAUUUAAAAUUUUAAUAAUUUUACUGCUUUAACUCUAUUUCCUAUUAAAUAAAUGUCGUUUUGGUGAGCAUAAGAGACUUGUUUAAAAAACAUUUACAAAUCUUACUAUCCGAAACUUUUUUUGAACAUUGUUUUUCUGCAUUUAUUACAUGGCCUUGAAUAAAUCAAAGUAUUUGAAAUCUAUGACUCUUAAUUUUGUUGCAGUGCAACUAAAAUACCAUUUUUAAAGAGUAUAGAACAUUGUUAAUUGUGUUCUCCGCCUGUAGUUAGAAGUUUCUUGUUUGAGGUGAUUUUGCUGAAGCAAGGCUGUGUUCUAUUCAGUGCUAUCCUCACACUUUAUUUGUACAAUUUAA